This is a messenger RNA of Abrus precatorius (Indian licorice), 1566 nucleotides long. RefSeq lists its product as uncharacterized. Bases 149 to 1237 code for a protein of 362 amino acids. The transcript has 9 exons. Gene Ontology annotation, molecular function: catalytic activity. Lineage: Eukaryota; Viridiplantae; Streptophyta; Magnoliopsida; Fabales; Fabaceae. The record is from RefSeq and is a predicted model, not a curated record.
GUGAAUGAUUAAAGUAACGCCCAAAACGGCAGCGUGUUGUUCUCUGCUUGCGUUCUGUGUCUCGUGCACAUGGAUUUUUGUUGCCUUGGAAGAUUGUUAGACAUCUAUUUGGUUUUAGUUCUCCUCGAAUUGUCUGAAAGCUAAACAAAUGUCAGGCUCAAGGUUUCUCUUCAGUAAUGGCAUUCUUUCACACAACUUGGAUGCCCCUCCUGUCAAAGUCUUCCUUGAAACUCAUCCAGGUGCUUACACAACAUCGCGGACUCACAACAAUGCUUUGUGCUUGUUAUUUUGGCAAAGACAUAUGAGAAGACUUACAGAAUCUAUACAAAUUCUAUCAAAUUUGGCGCCGCAACUUCUAUUUAAGUCUAAUAAUUCUGCAAUUUCACUGCCGUCUUCAGCCACCUUGCCGGUAUGGCAUCCCACAGUUAAGAUGCUUGUUAAUGAUUCAAUGUGCAAAGUCUUGCCGACUGCAUUGAAAGAGAGGAGUGAUUGUGAGGAGCUGGCCAUUACAACACUUGUUAGUGGUAAUUUGGAGGAAUUAAAUGCAUGUGAGACUGUUAGCGAGGAAAGAACGAGGAGAAUUCUUGAUGUGCAUGUGCAUAUUGAGAGUUAUGUUCCUCCUACAUUUGGUAUUGGGGGAAAUGGUGCUCAUUUGGCUGUGGUGGGCUACGGGAGGCAUGUUGCAGCUGCAAAAUAUUCAGAUUGGGUAAGGAUUAGGAAGACUCUGGAAAGGCUCAGGCCUCCCUCAGUGACAGAACUUUUGCUGUCUAAUAAUGGGGAUCAGAUACUUGAAGGUUGUGUGACAAAUUUUUUUGUUGUUUGCUGCAAGGAUUCAGAUGCUGGGAAGGCUCUGCGUGAUUAUGGAAAUAAAUACUCCUUCGAAGUACGGACAGCUCCUAUCAGUGAUGGUGUUCUUCCGGGAACGAUACGUCAAGUAGUGCUAGAGAUAUGCAGGAGUGAAGGAAUUCCAUUUCAAGAAGUUGCUCCAUCGUGGUCAGAACAUGAAAUCUGGGAGGAGGCAUUCAUCACGAAUAGCUUGAGGCUUUUGCAACAUGUGGAUAGUAUUCAGGUUCCAACAGAUUGGCAAUCAGCCCAUUCUAAAACGUGGAAGGAUAUGUCAUGGACAACGAAGCAAUUUCAGGGUGGACCUGGGAUAAUCACAACUAUAAUCCAGGAAAAGAUUAUGGAGAAAGCAAUUCUGGAAGGAUACCAUAUAAGAAACAUAUGUGCAGGUUGAAGAUCCCACUCUGGGUUGCAUCUAUGCUGGGAUGAAACUGAAAAUAGUUGAUCUCUUUCUCCCCCUCUUCAGUUGGCUUGUACAUUGACAAAUCCAUAUUUUCUUAGCUCAAGAAAUAGAUGAUGAUCAUUUGUUUGAAUCUGAAGUCUGAACAAGUUUAUAAAUUAGCCCGAGACCGAGUUGGGAAUAGGAACAAAAAUAGCGAAAUCAAGUUCUUUUACUGAUUUCUGGCAAUAUUUAGUUACUCCCCCAUUAACUACUUUUGUGAACAUUAAUAUCCAUUUAUCAGUUUCUAUGGAAACUUACUUCUUUGGAGGAAACGUUAUAAU